Molecule: messenger RNA, 1049 nt
Organism: Syngnathus acus (greater pipefish)
Lineage: Eukaryota; Metazoa; Chordata; Actinopteri; Syngnathiformes; Syngnathidae
Exons: 1
Coding region: 36-1049 (337 amino acids)
Biological process (GO): neuropeptide signaling pathway
Cellular component (GO): membrane; neuron projection
Molecular function (GO): G protein-coupled receptor activity; neuropeptide binding
Source: RefSeq, a predicted model, not a curated record
AGGACUCCAUAACAAGAGUGUUUGGUCUUGGAUGGAUGGCUGGAUGGAUGGAUGGAUGGAUAGAGGAGGAAUCUUUCAAAAUCACACACAGAUCUCACUUCCGUUCAACGAUGCUAGAAGUUUCUUCCCACCUCCUGGCUCUAAGAGUCAUCAUUUCUUGCGUAGGCCUUACGGGUAAUGUUUAUCUCAUCUUCUUCAUCAUUCAGACCAGGGUCUCCUCGGUCAAGACGUUUGAGUUGUUUCUUUUGGGACUGGCCACGGCCAACCUGGAGGAAAUUGUCAUCGUCAACAUCUACGACAUUGUCAUUCUUCAGAAGUCUUACGUCGUCUCCGAUGCAUGGUUGUGCCGCUCGCUGAAGUUCUUGACAGUGUUCGGGGAAAUGGGCAGCAUCUUGUUCACCGUCCUCAUCAGCGUCUACCGCUACCAGAAGCUGAGAGAUGCCGUCAAAAGGGUCAACCUUCCCAUCUACCUGGAUAACAUCCAUGCCGCUUGGACGACAAUUUGGCUUUGCCUUGGUAUCUCCAUCCUCCUGAGUUCCCCCAUUUUUGUCAUGAACUUGCAAGGCCCGACGAGGAAUCUCAUGGGAAACCAUACAUGGAAUCCCACAGGUUGCUCGCCGGACUUCUUUCUAUGUAGCAGCAACCACUGUCCGACAGUCAACCGCCUAUACAAGUACACCUUCAUCCUGUUGUGCUACCUGCUGCCUCUGGCCGUUGUCACGGUUACAAGUUCCCUCAUUGUCGUUGUGUUGCUCGGCCCGAGGACAGCAGUGAAACCCAUCGGUAGUGUAAGUGGCUCGGACCAGAUUGAGAGAAAGCGUAACGUUCGAAGGCUCCACCGGAGCACCAUUGCCGUCCUGGCAGCAAUGGUGUUGUUUCUGGUCGACUGGACUCUCUAUUUGUUUUUUCAAAUGACUUUCAACGCCACUGACUUUCCCUUUUGGGUGGAACUGGAGUUCUUUAUUUCGACAUCUUACACAUCCAUCAGUCCCUACGUGUUUGGGCUAGGAAAAAGUUUGUUCACUAUCAAGAACUUGUGUAAAAAGUAG